This is a messenger RNA of Sclerotinia trifoliorum, 2307 nucleotides long. NCBI's taxonomy places the organism in Eukaryota, Fungi, Ascomycota, Leotiomycetes, Helotiales, Sclerotiniaceae. The record is from the annotation of a GenBank genome assembly.
UGGUUCGUCCAACCGCGAAUAGCCAAAUCCUACGGUUUCGCUUACUUCGAGCGGCUCUGACAAGUUGUCAAAAGUUUGAAGUAAAGAUAGGCAAGAGACUUUAUUGUAAAAGGUAGUUGAUUGAAUUUGGGAGGCUCAUCUGAUUUCGAUACGUUCUCGGUACUAUACCAUCUUGUCGAUUUUGAGGGGAUACUUGAGAUAUUGGGGCAAAUCGUUCGAUUACGGAAUGACAUAAGCAGAUAUUUGAUAAUAUGCACAGCGUCCUAUUGGGAAAUAUGAAGGAGCCAAAUGCAGGCUUGAGUCAUGAUCAACAAUCACAACCAAUUAAUGAUACCGAAGGUGAACAAUUGAGACCAAACUCUACAAACGAGAAACCAGUGGUUCUAGGGCCCGGUGAGCAUCAUAUAAGUUCAAUACCGUCAAUCACUGUGAAGUCAAGAGGCCACUUCCCGUUUAGUAACAUGCAUUCCAAUCAAAAUAAUACGAAUGAUAUACACACAUCGUUACAUCACCAUGAUGGAAGUGCUGCAACAGAAACAGAAACUGCCGAUGCGCCAGAGCUAGAGGUAGAUUCCCAGACCGGUUCACAGGUGAGCAGCCAGAUUCCAAUAUGCACGACAUAUUCAUUGAUUUGUGAUUAGUCUGCAAAUAAUAGCGAUGCAGAUUCUACUAUGGGUGAAUCGUUUAUGUGAGUAGAGCUGCCUAUUAACAAUGAAAUGACCUACAUGAAAAGUUGAUACUUGAUACAGAAGUUCUACUGCCUCUCUUCAAGAAAGUAUAUAUAAGUAUGUCGAGGAAAACGGUCGGACGUAUCAUGCUUAUAAAUCGGGGAGUGAGUCUGAAAAGUGUCUGCAACGAUUCAGCUUUCCGGCGGCUGACAUGUGUUUAGAGUAUGUUCUCCCCAACGACGAUGCGGAGCAAGAAAGAUUGGGUAAGUCCUCAUGGCAUGGCAUACCACAUGGUCGAUGUAGAUGCAUUAAUUAAUGUUUCAGAUUUACAACAUCACCUAUUUUCCUUAUCGUUUGAUGGGGCUUUACAUCUUGCUCCUCUCCCUUCUAAACUCCACAACGUUUUAGAUAUCGGAACUGGAACCGGUUUAUGGGCAACAGAGUUUGGUAAGCCUACUCCGUCGUUAUCAUCUGCUAUUUUGUGGAAGACGGAACUCCCUGACUGAAUGUGUCAUUUCUAGCGGAACAAUAUCCUUCAGCUCAAAUUAUCGGCACAGACCUCAGUCCCAUUCAGCCAAUCUAGUAAUGAGCCACCUCAAUUCACCACUAUACAUCCAAUACUAACAAACGUUCCCAGCGUACCUCCAAACUGUAGGUUCGAAGUAAAUGACGCUGAAGAACCCUGGACAUACUCUCACAAAUUCGACUACAUCCACGGUCGAGCCAUGUUAAGCUGCUUUAGCGAUCCCGCCCGCUUAAUAAUCUCCGCCUACAAAUUUCUUUGUCCAGGCGGCUACCUGGAAAUGCAAGAUCCACAAAUGCCUAUCCUCGGCAUUGAUUCCUCCAUAACCGGUACCGCCCUUGAAGAAUGGGGCCGAGUAUCAUGUCUCGCGGCCGAGCGUCGCGGUCGUAAACUAACCAAUUCAAAACACUAUGGCCGAUGGAUGGCCGAAGCGGGAUUCGUAGAUAUUGUUGAGAAACAUUUUUAUUGGCCUUGUAAUACGUGGGUUAAGGGGGAAAAGGAGAAACUGCUGGCAAUGUGGACGCAGCAGAAUGUGUUGGAUGGUAUUCAGGGAAUUACGAUGCGAAAUUUGACGGCAGGGUUGGGCUGGAGUCCCGAACAGGUAGAGCUCUUUCUGGUGGAUGUUAGGAGAGAUUUGAAAAAUAGGAGAAUUCAUUCUUAUAUUGAUGUGUAAGUUCUCUCUUUUCUUUUGGCUUGGAUGUUAGUCUCGUACUGGAGGCGAAUAUGAAAGGGCUAACGUGUUUCUAGAGUUGUCUUUUAUGGAAGGAAACCAGGCCCGGGGGAUCUUGCAAUUGAAAGCGGUGUUGUAUGAGUGUUUGAUAGUUGCGAUGGGCGUUUAAAGAUAUUUUCAACUUACAUAUUCUCACAACUUACCAUGGCCAUUUAUCAUUUGUUAGGUGCCGGAGCGGGUGAGAAUGCUGGUGGAGCUUGUACAAAUUUACUCAUCCUAUGCUAGGCGAGCGCCAGAUACAGACGAAAUAAUAAAGUAGCGUACUUGAAAAAGUAGAUUAGAGAUAUGAAAUGUGUAUGCGACUAGAAAGAUAUCAGGUGUAUACCUGGAUUGAUUUGCGCCAGUCAUGCCAUGCAUCCCAGCUAGACAAAAAAUACAAAAUUACC